Rhizophagus irregularis DAOM 181602=DAOM 197198 is the source of this 531-nucleotide messenger RNA. RefSeq lists its product as uncharacterized. The record is from RefSeq and is a predicted model, not a curated record. NCBI's taxonomy places the organism in Eukaryota, Fungi, Glomeromycota, Glomeromycetes, Glomerales, Glomeraceae.
AUGGGAAUGGGACUUAUACAAGAUAAGACAACCGAAUAUUUACAAGAACUCUUGGCUCCUUUUGAUAAACCAGUCGAUUGUAAUAAUAUCAAUUUAUACUUUAAUACACCGCAACGAAGGAAGUUGCCACCCCCCCACAUUCUAUGUCGUGAGCAUCCUGACUUUUUUGAUCAAAAAGGUAUCGAGUUUCUUCCUGACGUAAUGGUUGCUGUUGGGAAUGCUAUGGAACUCUAUAAGGCUCGCAACAAUAAAAUGAAUGAUUUCACUACAACUAACAAGAAAAAAGUCCGACCAGAUGUAUUAGUUUAUUGUAGAGACGUACUUGUAAUAAUGGGCGAGGAGAAAGCUGCUAAUUCAACACUUGCAACUGCAGCGGCAGAUUUAGAUUAUUACUUUAAAUUUUGGACCAUGCUUGCCUUUGUUGAAUCAUCAACAACACCAAAACGUGAGAGAAUUGGAGGUGUUCUGUCACUUGGAACUGAAGUUAAGCGUAAUAACUAUCUUGCAAUUAAAUAUUAUUCGGAUUAUUAG